Phodopus roborovskii (desert hamster) is the source of this 6493-nucleotide messenger RNA. RefSeq names its product KIAA2026 ortholog (gene Brd10). The record is from RefSeq and is a predicted model, not a curated record. The transcript has 8 exons. Gene Ontology annotation, molecular function: protein binding. NCBI's taxonomy places the organism in Eukaryota, Metazoa, Chordata, Mammalia, Rodentia, Cricetidae. The coding region runs from base 141 to 6377 and encodes 2078 amino acids.
GCGGCUGGAGAGCGAGGCCCGAUGCGGCAGGGGCUGCGCGGCGCCUCGGAGCAGCCCUGAGGAAGCGGCCCGCGCUCACGCGUCUCCCGGCGCCUCGAGCGCUCGCUCGUCUCAGCCCCAGCCUGGGCCUGCCGGGGGACAUGAGCGCGCCGGAGACGCCGGGGGAGAUGGAGCGGGCCGCGGAGGAGGAGCGGCCGCCACCGACGGCCGGGGACGGGAUCGAGGAGGAGGCGGCGGCGGCGGCGGCGGCCCGGGCCUCGGGGCUGGACCGCAGGAGGAGCGUCUCCUCGUUGGACGGCGAGGAGGAAGAGGUGGCGGAGGCGACGGUGGUCGCGGGCGGUGGCUGCAGGGAGCAGGACCUGACCUACGAGCUGCAGCAGGGCUACCGCAUCCUGGGCGAGUUCCUGCAGGAGAAGCACCGCGGCCUCACCGCCCCUUUCCUGCAGCCCUUGGGGGGCGUUGCCGCCGGGGAAGAAGAGGUGGCCGAAGGGCGGCGCAACGGGGGCCGGGGCAGUCGCGUCCUCCCGCAGCAACCUGGCCAGGGCAUGUGUCUGUUGAAGAUGGAGGAGAAGUUCUCCAGCGGCCAGUACGGGGGCAUCACCGAGUUUGUGGCGGACUUCAGGUUGAUGCUGGAGACGUGCUACCGCCUGCAUGGAGUCGACCACUGGAUCUCCAAACAGGGCCAGAAACUGGAGAUGCUGCUGGAGCAGAAGUUGGCGCUUCUCUCUAGGCACUUGAGAGAAAAGACAACGAUAGCAGUUACAUCUAGAGGCUAUUAUGGAUUGGAGGAGGAGAAGGGAACUGCAUGUCCUUCAACAAGGCGCCGGUCAACACCUCGAAGUUUGGCAGGUUUGACAAAUGGAGUUUUUGAGUCUAUAAUGGUUCAAGUUUUGAGACAGGAAGAACAGCUGAGAGCAAAAGAAGAAAAAAGGCUUCGGGAGCAAGAAAAAAAAGAAGCAGAAGAAGCUUGCCAAAAGGAAGUAGAAGAGUGGGAAAGAAAACUCCUUGCUCAAGCAGCUCCAGCCUGUAUGGAGAACAUGUGGGAAAUUCCAGCCAUUGGGCAUUUCCUUUGUUUAGCCCAGCAGAUUCUAAACUUGCCAGAAAUUGUCUUUUAUGAACUGGAACGCUGUCUUCUGAUGCCUCAGUGUAAUGCCUUUCUGUCUAAAAUAAUGACUUCUUUGCUAAGUCCUCCCCACCGCAGGCCGACCUUACAUCGAAGACCUACUUUGCCUUACAGGACUUGGGAGGCAGCAUUGAGACAGAAAGUACAGCAGUGGUACACUGCUGUAGGGCAGACGGAAAAUCCUGAUAACUGCGCUGAAAAACUUGGCUUGUGUCCUCAGUUCUUUAAGGUUCUUGGAGAAGUUAACCCAUUGGAAGAAAAACCUUUUCAUGAGCUACCUUUCUACCAAAAGGUGUGGUUACUUAAAGGGCUCUGUGACUUUGUGUAUGAAACACAGAAAGAAGUUCAGGAUGCUGUGCUUGGGCAGCCCAUCCAUGAGUGUAGGGAAGUCAUCCUUGGCUAUGACUACCUGGAGAACGCUUAUGUGCACUUUCCGCAGUUCUGCGGUGCAGAUGUACGGAUUUAUAAACAAAGGCCCUUUCAGGCCCCAGAAUUUCCAGUUCCACCCAUUAAAGUAAAAAGAGUACCUCGAAUUAAACUGGAGAAAUUAAAGUGUGACUAUUUGAGUACAAGUAAUGGAGAUCACAGAUGUAAUAGAGAAAGUCUGACCUUGGCCUUAAAGAAAGAGCAGGAAAUUGAUUUUGGUCCAGCCCGUUGUCCUGCUAAAAUGAACUUUGAUAAUCAUGACAUCUCUGUUGAAAUGGAAGUAAAAUCUAACUGUGACAUUAAAGUACACAGGCCCUGUGAAAUUGAAAAAACUGAUUGUUGUAAAGAAAAUUUGGAGAAGCCCAGAAGUCCAGGAGAAGUUACUGGCUUUGGAGAGCCACUCAGUCCAGGUGAAAUAAGGUUUAUAGAAAAUCAGGAAAAAUAUGGUGAAGCUUCCAGAAUAAAGACAGAUCCCAGUCCACUAAAAGAAAAUGCUCUGAAAUCUUGCCAGAUCCAUAUAAAUGGGAGUCACGUUGAUCAUCAAGAUAUUAACUGCCACAAAGUUGUAAGAGAUCUAUUAUUAGAGCACUCCUUGCAGAGCCACAAAAAACUAAAACUAACAAAAAUGAGGGCAAAAAAGAAGAAAAAGAAAAAAAAGAAACUGAAAGAUGUUUUGAAUGAAAAUUUACAAAGAAAGCGUGAAGGUCUUCAUUCUCUUGCCUUCAAGUCUUACAAACCUGAGAUCCAAAAUAAGUUAUUGAUCAUUAAAAAGAAAGGAAAACACAAGAAGCACAAAUCUGGAAAAAAAUCCAUAUCUAAAAAAGCAAUCACAAAGAAGAGGAAAACUGUCACAAAGUCACCUGCUGUGCCGGAGUUUCAGCUUAUUUGCACUAAUCUUGAUGAACUCAGGGAAUUAAUCUCAAAAAUCGAGAAUGAACUCAAAGAUCUGGAAAACAGUAGAAAAAAAUCGGGCAAAUGGUACCAUCGGAGGCAAGCUGUAAAAGAAUUGCAUAGUACACUGAUACGCCUUUUAAAUGAAUUGCUGCCAUGGGAACCAAAGUUAAUGAAGGCUUUUCAGAGAAACAGGAGCCGCCUGAAGAAAGACUAUGAUGAUUUCCGAAGACAACCUGAUUAUGGUCAGUUCACUAGAGAACUGUGGACUUCUGAAGAAUGUGAAGGGAACCCUGAGAGAGAUCCUCCUACAGCAGAAAUCAGUAAGUCUGUAGAUGCAGCAGAACCUCUAGACAACCUGGAGAAAGAACACGUGGAUUCUGAUGAUAUGAAAUUAUCAGAAAUAGGCUAUCCUUUGGCCAGAAACAAGUUGUUGAAAAAAGAAUUGUCUUCUAAAGAUGUAGUGAAGACACUGCCUAAAGCCCUUAAACGACAGUCCAAACAAAGCAGUUAUCUGGAUGAUAGCACAAAGGAGCUUUCCCCAAGGAAGAAAGCAAAGCUAAGCACAACAUCAGUUGAGAACUUGGAAGAUGAUAUGCAGAUUGACUGUUUGAGUGAGUCAAAGCAUACAGAACUGCCAUUUUCAGAGUCAUUUGCCUCAAAGGAUUCAGUACCAGUGUCUACUCUCCAGAAAGGGACCAAACCUAUUCAGGCCUUGCUUGCAAAGAAUAUUGGGAACAAAGUGACCUUAACAAAUCAACUGCCCCCUUUCACAGGUAGAAGUGUUCCUGCUGUGGAAAAGCCAGCUCAGUCUCCUGCAGAAACAAGCCCUAUAAAGCCAGCAUCGAGCUGCCUCACCAGUACAAAAGGACCUUUACAGAUGGUUUACAAAAUGCCCUGUGGUCAGUGGCUGCCAGUAGACCUUCAUAGUAGUUCUGUCAAGAUUCAGAUGCAGCCUGUGGUGGAUUCUAAAACAGGAGAAAAGAUCAUGCAGCAAGUCCUUAUUCUGCCUAAGAAUUUUGUGAUUCAGCACAAAGAGGGAAAAGCAGUUGCAAAAGAGCUAGCAGCACCUCAGCAGAAGGGUGCAGAGCAGUGUUCCUUAGUGUCUGUUCCUGUCACCUCAGGAGGGACAGUUUCUACCCAACUGCUUAAUACAGUUUUCAGUAAGACAAUUGCUCCUUCAUCAAAUGUGAGUGCUAGAUCACAGCCCCUGUCACCUGUAACCUCUGUAAGUAAUACAUUAUCAUCACCCAUUAAGACUAGCCAUUGCGAAGCAGGGAAAGGCAAGAGUGCAGUUUCACCAGCCACAUUCCCCCAGCCUAUUACUUCACCCACCAUUUCCUCAACAGUUCAGCCUCUGUUACCAGCAACAACACUAAGUGAAUGCACAGAUCCUGGCAGUUCCCUCACCUGUUUCUCCCAGCAAACUGUUGAUUCCUCUGAGGCAAAGCAAGAACUCAAAACCGUAUGUAUCAGAGAUUCGCAGUCAAUUCUUGUUAGGACUCGAGGUGGGAACACUGGAGUUGUCAAAGUACAAACUAAUCCAGAACAAAAUUCACCCAGCAGUUUAUCUUCAAGUUCCCCUUUCACCUUCGCACCUCAACUUCAGGCAUUUCUGGUGCCAAAAUCGACACCGUCCCCUGCUUUUUCACAAGGAGCUGGAAUGACUGCUACAUCUACUCCCCCAUCUUUCAGCCAAACGCCUACUUGUGUUUCUAUUUCAUGUGGCUUUCAUCCAUCCAUGGGGAAAAAUCUCAAACCCGUGUUAGGCCAACCCUCCAGCAGUGGCUGUGUGGACCCCGUGACAGAAAACACCUCACACAAGCCCUCUUCACCCUUGAAACCCUCCAUUUCUCCCAGCUCGCUGCUACCAUCAACAACAAAUAGUUCAGUUAGUGUGAUUAGCAUAUCACCAGGGAAUUUCGGGCAAACCAAUACAAAUGUCAUUCACACAAAAGCGCAACAAGUAGAUUAUUUCACAAAAAGUUACCAAGUUACAAGAUCGGAAGCAAUAAAUGGAGAUGUUCUCAGUGAGACUCCUGUUCAGAAACUCAUGCUAGUGUCAAGUCCGUCGGCUCUUCCUUCCAGCACUGCGUCUUCAGUUAAUAUGGCACCAGCACCAACAUCUACGAGUGUUUCCACCCAAAAAGUCAUUUUUAUUAAUGCUCCAGUUCCUAGUGGCACUUCAGCCUCAGCUAUUGUUGCAGAAUCAUUAAAACAGACACUUCCUUCUCCCUUGAAUAAAACUUACGUUAAGACUCCAGAGCAACCCCAAAUAGUACUAAUUCCGUCUACAUUAGGAACACCAAUAAAAAUCAAUUCUUCACCAACCGUGUCUCAGAUUAAAGAUGUGAAAAUUGGGUUAAACAUAGGACAAGCAAUUAUUAACCCUCCAGGAAAUCUGCCAGCUAUAUCAUCAGUUAAUAUAUUGCAAAGUAUAAUGCCAAAAGGAGAAGACAAAAGUAGUAAGGGCUAUGUUUCACCCUUGUCAACAAGUGGUAACUCAGUCCUAGCAAGCUCAAGUAUUGUGAGUCCGAAUCUUCCUCCUGUUAAUGAGUCAGUGGUUUCUGCAGCAAGAGCUACAAACAUGUUUUCAGGAACAGGAGCAAAUGUACCUUUGAGUUCCCUUUCAGUGACCUCAUCCUCUGCUUCAGCUGGGACUCGACCUCCUGUUUUAGUCAGUGGAACUGAUACCUCUUCAAGAAUUAUGCCUGUUUUGUCAAAUAGACUUUGCACAUCAAAUCUUGGAAACACAGUAGCUAUAUCAACUGUGAAAACAGGACACCUUGCAUCAUCUGUUCUCAUUUCAACUACACAACCCACUGUGUCUCCUAAAUGUUUGACAUCAGCUUUGCAAAUCCCUGUUACUGUCACCCUACCUGCACCUGUGACUACAUCUCCAAAAAUAAUCAACACGGUUCCACCUUCAGCAACAGUACCAGGAGCCACACGCCCUGUAUCUCUUUCCAAAAGACAGUUUCAGUCCCCAGGGACUUCAACUACAGUGCCAACAAAUUCAAACACAAAUAAACCUCAAGCUGAAUUACCAUCUCUCUCACCAAGUCCAAGUAAAAUAAUUACUACUUCCAACAUUGCUUCUAUGCCAAACCAGCUUAUGUCCCCUUCGUUAGUAAAAACAGCUUCUGGUAAUUCUGCUGCAGGUGGCUCUACCAUUCACACUUGUACACCACCAUUAAAUAUAACUAGUCUGGCAGGUGCCUCCUUUAGUGAACCUUGUAUUCAGCAAAAAAUAGUUAUCAAUACCAGUACACCUUUGGCACCAGGUACUCAAAUCAUGAUGAAUGGAGCCCGGUUUAUUGUUCCACCACAGGGUCUUGGAGCAGGGAGCCAUGUCCUCCUUAUCUCUACUAAUCCAAAAUAUGGGCCUCCCUUAGUUCUUAACAAUCCCCAAGGUAUACCGACGACACCAGUAGAUAAUCCUGUCCAGAAGAUCAUACAGACAUCAAAUCAUUCUCUAAGUGGCCCGCCUUUAAAGCAUUCUGUGAGAAACUCUACAAAGAUUGUAAACUGUCUUGGAAAUCCAAGUUCUUUCCCUGCAGUACAUUCAACACCACAGAUGGUAAACACACCUGCUAAAGUUUAUGUCCCACCUGCACCAACGGUGCCAUUGACUUCAGUGAUUAGGUCCUCUCCAGCUACUCUUUUGGCAAAGACAUCUUUGGUUUCUGCCAUUUCCUCCAAUAAUCCUCCACUGCCAAGUAGCACAUCGGUAUUUCAUUUGGAUACCUCUGUCAAAAAGUUACUGGUUAGCCCAGAAGGAGCCAUUUUAAAUACCAUAAAUACUCCAGCAUCUAAAGUAUCUUCAAUGUCUUCAUCUCUUCCUCAAGUUGUUGUAUCUGCUAGUCAAAAUCCUGCCUCUGUCUUCCCUGCUUUUCAGUCAUCUGGUUCAGAGAAACCUGACAAAGCUGCAUCUUGAAUUUAGACUAAAUGAGCCAGUUUUUAAAUAAUGGGGCAUUGUUUUAACUCCCAUAAAAAUUUAACUGUUUAUUAUUCUGUUGAAAACAUGCUGUUCAUACGUGUGUGUGUGUGUGU